Sorex araneus (European shrew) is the source of this 5058-nucleotide messenger RNA. RefSeq names its product TATA element modulatory factor 1 (gene TMF1). Gene Ontology annotation, cellular component: endoplasmic reticulum; Golgi apparatus. The record is from RefSeq and is a predicted model, not a curated record. Bases 139 to 3420 code for a protein of 1093 amino acids. Lineage: Eukaryota; Metazoa; Chordata; Mammalia; Eulipotyphla; Soricidae. The transcript has 17 exons.
ACGGCGCGCCGAGCCGAGCCGAGCGGGAGGGCUGAGCGGACGCUGCGGGCUCCGGGCUGCCGGGCCGGGUCAUGGCCCCCCGCUGACGGCGCCCGCUGCGCGGAGGCCCGGGCGACACGUCCCGGCUGAGCGGCGGCCAUGAGUUGGUUCAACGCCUCCCAGCUCUCGAGCUUCGCCAAGCAGGCCCUGUCCCAGGCCCAGAAGUCCAUCGACAGGGUCCUGGACAUCCAGGAGGACGAGCCCGGCGCCUGGGCCGAGAGCGUCCCGUUCGGAGAGCCGGGAUUAAGUCCCUCUGUCACUGGAGGAUGGGACACUUCAACCUGGGGAUUAAAAUCAAGCAGUGAACCUCAAAGUCAACCAGUAGCUUCUCCUAAAGCAAUUACAAAGCCAGUUCGGAGAACUGUGGUAGAUGAAUCUGAGAAUUUCUUUGGUGCCUUUCUUUCUCCAACGGAUAGCCAGCCCAUUCAGAAAAGUCCAGUGGUGUCAAAACCUCCAGCUAAAUCACAACGUCCAGAGGAAGAAGUGAAAAGUACCUUACAGGAAUCUCGGCAUGUAGUAGAAGAAUCAAAAACAACGGAACCAACGGAGUCUAAAGUACAAGACUCUUCAUGUAUAUCAGAGGAACCUCUGGCAGUAGAUGGUCUGUCACCUAAAAAUGAAAAGAACUAUGAAGAAUCUGUUAAUAAAGAAUCCGAAGUGAAAGUGUCACCCACAAGUUUGAAAGUAUCUGAAAGUGUAAUUAAUGUGAAAGUAACUAAGGAAAAUGUAUCUAAUAUAUCUAUGCAAGCUCUCCCCACUGAAACGAAGGACAUGACUUUGGAACCUAAGGAACAGAAACAUGAAGACAGACAAAGCAACACACCUUCUCCUCCUGUUAGUACUUUCUCAUCAGGUACCUCGACCACAAGUGAUAUUGAAGUUUUAGAUCAUGAAAGUGUCAUAAGUGAGAGCUCAGCAAGUUCUAGACAGGAAACUACAGACUCAAAAUCAAGUCUUCACUUGAUGCAGACAUCUUUUCAGCUUCUGUCGGCAUCUGCUUGUCCUGAGUAUAAUCGUUUGGAUGAUUUCCAAAAGCUCACGGAGAGUGGCUGCUCCUCGGAUGCUUUUGAAAGAAUAGACUCGUUUAGUGUACAGUCACUGGACAGCCGCAGUGUGAGCGAAAUCAAUUCAGAUGAUGAGUUGUCAGGCAAGGGAUACGCUUUAGCACCUAUUAUGGUUAAUUCUUCAACUCCAAAGACUAAAAUAGUGGAAUCUGUUGAAGGAAAGUCUGAAGAAGUAAAUGGAACACUAAGUAUACCCACUGAGGAAACAGAAAUGGAAGAAAGUGGACGAAGCGCAACGCCUGUUAACUGUGAACAGCCUGAUAUCUUGGUUUCUUCUACACCAAUCAAUGAAGAAGAAACUGUGAUAGACAAGGGGACUGAGCAGAGUGAAGCUGCUGGCCAUCAACCAGAAGGACUGUCUGAGAAGGAAGAUAUUUGCAAGACUGUUGAAUUUCUGAAUGAGAAGCUUGAUAAAAGGGAAGCUCAGUUACUAUCUCUUAGUAAAGAAAAGGCACUUCUAGAGGAAGCUUAUGAUAAUCUGAAAGAUGAAAUGUUCAGAGUGAAAGAAGAAAGCAGCAGCAUUUCUUCCUUGAAAGAUGAAUUUACUCAAAGAAUUGCAGAAGCAGAAAAGAAAGUUCAACUAGCUUGCAAAGAAAGAGAUGCUGCUAAAAAGGAAGUAAAAAAUAUAAAAGAAGAACUUGCUACUAGAUUAAAUAGUAGUGAAACUGCAGACCUUUUGAAAGAAAAGGAUGAACAGAUCCGAGGGCUAAUGGAAGAAGGAGAAAAGCUUUCCAAACAGCAACUGCAUAAUUCUAACAUCAUUAAGAAACUAAGAGCUAAGGACAAAGAAAAUGAGAAUGUUAUUACAAAGCUGAACAAGAAAGUUAAAGAGCUAGAAGAAGAGUUGCAACAUUUAAAACAGGUUCUUGAUGGCAAAGAAGAAGUUGAGAAACAACAUAGAGAAAAUAUUAAAAAACUAAAUUCCCUGGUAGAACGCCAAGAGAAGGAUCUUGGCCGAAUUCAAGUAGAUAUGGAUGAACUUGAAGAAAAGAACCGAAGUGUUCAGGCUGCUCUUGAUAAUGCUUACAAAGAACUUACUGAUCUCCACAAAGCUAAUGCUGCAAAAGAUAGUGAGGCACAAGAAGCUGCUCUGAGUCGUGAAAUGAAAGCUAAAGAACAACUUUCUGCGGCACUAGAGAAAGCCCAGGAAGAGGCCCGCCAGCAACAGGAAACAUUAGCUCUCCAGGUGGGAGACCUGAGGCUGGCGCUACAGCGUGCAGAACAAACAGCAGCCAGAAAAGAGGAUUAUUUACGCCAUGAGAUCAGUGAACUCCAGCAGAGACUCCAAGAAGCAGAGAAUCGAAACCAAGAACUGAGUCAAAGUGUUUCAUCAACAACAAGACCGUUGCUUCGUCAAAUAGAAAAUUUGCAGGCAACUCUCGGGUCCCAGACAUCAUCGUGGGAGAAGUUAGAGAAGAAUCUUUCUGAUAGGUUGGGUGAAUCCCAGUCCUUGUUGGCAGCAGCCGUGGAAAGAGAACGUGCAGCUACAGAAGAACUCCUUGCCAACAAAGCACAGAUGUCUUCCAUGGAGUCACAGAAUUCUCUCUUAAGACAGGAAAACAGUAGAUUUCAGGCCCAGCUAGAAUCAGAGAAAAAUAGACUAAGAAAAAUGGAGGAUGAAAAUAAUAGGUACCAAGUUGAAUUAGAAAACUUAAAAGAUGAAUACGUAAGAACGCUUGAAGAGACAAGAAAAGAAAAGACACUGUUGAAUAGUCAAUUAGAAAUGGAGAAAAUGAAAGUUGAACAGGAAAGGAAAAAAGCAAUUUUUACUCAAGAAGCUUUGAAAGAAAAGGAACGGAAACCAUUUUCUGUUUCUAGCACUCCUACAAUGUCACGCUCAAGUUCCAUAAGUGGAGUUGAUAUGGCGGGGCUGCAAACAUCUUUCCUCUCUCAGGAUGAGACUCAAGAUCACUCAUUUGGAUCAAUGACUGUAUCAGCAAAUGGAAACAAUCUCUAUGAUGCUGUAAGGAUGGGGGCAGGAUCAAGCAUUAUUGAAAAUCUACAGUCUCAGCUAAAGCUCAGGGAAGGCGAAAUUACUCAUUUGCAGCUGGAAAUAAGCAAUUUAGAAAAAACUCGUUCAAUAAUGGCUGAAGAGCUAGUUAAAUUAACGAACCAAAAUGAUGAACUGGAAGAAAAAGUGAAGGAGAUACCCAAACUUCGAACUCAGCUAAGAGAUUUAGAUCAAAGAUACAACACUAUUCUGCAGAUGUAUGGAGAAAAAGCAGAAGAAGCAGAAGAACUUCGAUUAGAUCUUGAAGAUGUAAAAAAUAUGUAUAAAACUCAAAUAGAUGAACUUUUGAGACAGAGACUCAGCUAAACUUCUGAAAACUACAUUCCCAUCAAACUGAAUGUAAACAGUGAAUAUCUAAAUACAAACUCCCAUUAAAUUCUUUCACAGAAUUAGAAAGUGAAAUUUAUGUAGAAUUCAAAAGCUGACAAAAGUUUAUAGUACAUAAUAUUUGCAGUUAAAUUAUUUUAUGCAAUAUUUGAACUUUAUUUUUGAAGCUUUUCUUUAAAGAUUUAUUUUUUAAAGCAUCUUUUUUUUGCCUUGAAUAGCACAGAUUUAUUACUUGAUCCUCAUCAAUAUGAUUAGGGAAGAAUGGUGUUCAUAUGUGUAUUAUAGAUAUAUAGCUAAACAUAUCUAUAAUUUAUGUGUUUGUAUAUAUUGAGAGCAUUUAAUGAGUGACAUUAACCUAUCAAAGCUUCAAAAUAUUUUACAUCUAAAUAUUCAGCAUAUCUAAUUAUUCAGGAAAAUGGACAUUAAAUGUUCAAGUAAGAUAAUUAAACUUAUGGUUAUAAAUUUUUGAGCUAAUGAUUUUCUUUUAAAAUAAACAUCACACUGAAACUGAUGUUUAUGGGUGAAUAAUAAAAACUUGCACUUUUUUUGUGGCAUGAAAAUUUAUUUCACCCAGAUUUCACAAUGAAAUCUUCAAGUUUUGGGACCUAUCUGGAGAAAGUUAAAAGCUAUUCAGUUAUCUAGAUAUAACUGGUUAGUGGAAAUUUUUAUCAGUGAUUUUGUGGUGAUACCGAUAAUAUUUAAGUGCUUUAUAACAUUCCUAUAAAAAUCAAAAUAAAAUUAUGAGUAAUAUUUUCUCCUUAAAACUAAAUUUUAAGGUUUACGUUUUGUAAGUCAUUAUUUUUAGCACACUAAAUGUGAAUAUCUGGUAUUAUUGACUAUCCAUAACAAAGUUUGGCCUUUUUCAUUUCUGUGUGGUUUAUAAUUUUUUCCUCUAAGCGUAGAAACAUGAGAAUAGUGUGGAAUAGCUUUGAAAAUGGCUAUGCUGCCUUUAUGUAAAAAUAAAAACUCUUAUUUAAGUUUUGUUACAUUUUUAGCGACAAAUUUGGAAUGCUUUUCAGGGCAACUCAAGUGACCUCAUAUUUUUGUUUUUCUGUAUUCCAGAUGAUAUAUGUAAAUCAUUAAUAUUCUUUCUAAGUUUCUAUGUUAUAGGGGCAAAAAAUAGUGUAAUAGCAUUUUGUUGCUUUUUUUUUUUUAAUAUUCACAGGGCUUACAGGGAAUGACAAGCCUGAUAGCAAUAAGAAAUGUACAGAAUUAAAAAAUUAAGUUACAAAACUCUUAACCAGUUGUUUGAAACUAGAAGCUUGGGAAUUGCGAAAUUAUUCUUUUAAAAUAUCCAUAUGUGAUGAAAUAGCCCCUUCAGUUGUAAACAUUGGAAAUAAAAUGUAUAAUUUUCAGUUUCAUAAUGUUAAAAAUCUCUUCUUUAUUCUUACAUUAAUAUAAUUGAGCCAACUUAAAAAUAUUAAGUUGAUUUUCAAUUUGCUUAAUAUAAAAAUGUGAAAUAAGGUACCUAAGGGCCUUACCAUAAUUACCAUAUGUUUUAUUCACAAAUUGAAAACUGAUAUUCACAUAUUAUUUUUAUUGCUAAGGACAAUACUUAGUUUUUGAAAAAGAAAAAAGAAUAAAACCAGUUUUUGAAGUAAAAAAUGUGGCAAAAUA